This is a messenger RNA of Entrophospora candida, 496 nucleotides long. Lineage: Eukaryota; Fungi; Glomeromycota; Glomeromycetes; Entrophosporales; Entrophosporaceae. The record is from the annotation of a GenBank genome assembly.
AUGAGUUUGUCUAGUGAGGCAAAAAAACAUCUUCGUGAAUCAUUACAACAACAGCGUCUAAAUCAAAAAUCGGCCGAAUAUAAUGAAGCAAAAAGGCUUUUUACGGGUUUAACGGAUCUUGAUUAUAAACCUGGUCAUAGAGAACAUACAUUUUUUAAAUACUGGCUUGCAUCCAAUGGCCAUACUAAUAAAAAUGAUACUGCACUUUUAGAUGCAUAUCAACCUGAAGAAAUUCAUUCACAAUAUAUAAUUCGGAUAGCAGGAAAAGGUUAUACAGUGAUCGAUCAUCCUAGCGAAGUUUAUAGAAUACCCGAUACCCAUGAAUGUAUCGAUGGGAACCAACCCCUCCGCUUAAUUAUCGAUAUUGAUGCAAGGCAAAAACCAGAUCCUUCCGAUCCUAAACUUCCUUCUCUAGAUAGUGAAAAAAUUAAUUGUGGAGAUUUGAUAUCUAGAAUUUUAGUCGCUUGUACAGAUGCAUUAAGCCUUAUUCCAGGAU